UCUCCCCACUCUCGGCCAUACCAGAGCAUUUGGGGGCAAAGUCAGUGUCGGAGGUGGAUACUUAAUCGUCGGUUUUCAAUCCCUUUUUAUUUGGGUUACUUCAAUUAAGUUUGAUAACAACUGUUUGAACCACAAAUACUAUUUAUUAAACUAUAUGUGGGACUUUGUACUUCUCGUUUGAUUCACGUCACACUACAGGUGUUUGUUUUAGUUUCUCCCAUUGUUCUAAAUUCCUUUCCUAGAAAUUUUGUUUCAUUUGAUUGAAUCCUCAUCUUAGAUUCCUUGUUCCGUUUUUGCAGUAUAGCAAAUAAAACUUCAGGUGUAUUUUAUACAUGACAUUCAUCAACCAACUAAGUCACAAAAUAAUACAUGUUAUUUGUAGAGCUAAUGUAGCCUGUCGAACUGGUCUCUGGUGAUGUCAGUGGCAUAGAGAUAGCUAAUUAACUGUUAUCAUAUAGACAGCUAGUUUGUGAAUACGUCUCUUCACCAUCUGUAUGCUUACGGUUUUGUUGUUCACUUAACUUACCACUGGUAGUUAAUGAGCACUUCUGUUGAAUCGUUUGUUAAAUUCCGAUGUCUAAGAGGCGAGACAUGAUCAUACUCAUGUUCUAUAGUUACUUCUGCUUUUUGGUGGCUAUUGCUAAAAAGAAAAGUCAGAGAUGAAAAUCUUAUCAUAAAAAUACAUGAAACAGUACAUUGUUUUUGUUUUAAAGUUGCUUCCUGACAAAACUUACCACUUGGAACAUAUGUGUAGUAAAAUGAACAUCCUAAAAUAACUUAAAUAUGUCAAGCGUAAUAAAUUAAAGAUGCACUUGUGUUUUGUCACUCAGAUUUAGAGGCGAUUAAAUUCCUCAAACAAUUAACCAUAAAAUAGGUAGGCGGUGGGAAUAGAUUCACAUUCCUGAUAACCUUUUAAAAAGCUGUGACUUAAAGGUGUCGAAAUUUUUUAUAGUGAGUUUAUGCAAUCGUUACUUAAUGGCUAGUUUUGAAGUCAUUUUAAAUAACUAAUAAACAAAGGAGUGCGAUUUUGUAGCAUUUUGCUGAGGUACUUUUUAUCAAAGUACUCAAAGCUAACCUGUACAUUUGGUAGAAAGGGGCUAUCAAUCUAUCAUAGUAAUUUGGAUAUUUCUAACAUCAGUCAUUAAAUAAUUUAUUCACUCAUUUAUUUGUUACCACACAUAAAAUAUACCCUUGUCUUGAUCGUGUAUUUCAUACUUUGCUAUUUCUCCGGAUUUGUUUGGAUUCCUUGAAUAUUUUACAAUUUCUGGGUAACCUGUGCUUUCCAUACUCUAUUUCUCGAUAAUCCAUUUCCUUUUAGUCCUCAUAGAGUAUUUAUCUAAUGGUAGUUUAUUUCAACAGACUAAUUGAAGACUUUUAUCAUCCCAUUUGUUCGUGUUCAUCGAACUGAUUAUGCAAUGCUUUCUGAUCAAAGUCGUAGGCCGUUAACAUGACAUUGCAGAAUAAAUAGACUUCACAUUAUUCUGUUUCUAUAUUUAGUAUAAUCGACUCCUGCGACCUAGUUUGUCAUCGGCUUAGAAAAGAAAACGUCUUAUGUAGACAUUAGAAGCAACUUUGCGUUAGGCUCGCAAUAACAGUAUAUGGUUAGCUUGUUGGAGUUCCUGUUUCUUGGUAUUUAAUCAUGUACCAAUGUUAUGCUAAAGAGUAGUAACAACACAGGCAGCGGUUAUCGUAGUGUGAAUUUCGUGGUGACACUAGUCCGUUGUUACUAAUUAAACCUAUUGGCGUACUAAUUUAUCUCAUGGAUUGAUAACUUAGUGGUCCAAACACUUGGAUUUCAAAUAAUUAGUUACAGGUUUGAAUAUCUCACCACCUACUUUGGUUUGGGCAACCAAGUAGCAGUAGUAGUUCCCACACAAAAUUAUGAAGCUCAAAACCGAGUACAUAAUUUGUAAUUUGUGGAUGAGUUACAUCACUAUAGACAAAAAUCAUCUCACGGUAAGUUAUAUUUAUCAACAUGAAUUAACAAGCCUUAAAAUCCAUAGUUCAUCGCCUGACUCCACGAAAUCCCGUAUGAAUUAUGUUGGGUGAUGGUUUAUGUAGAGUAGCUAAUUGACAUAAUGUACAACUUUGUUGGACGAAUUCUUGGUCCUCACGGAUCCACUGCUAAAUGCUUACAACAAUUUUUAGGAGUGAAAAUUAUGAUUCGUGGUCGUGGGUCUAUGCGAGAUCAAACAAAAGUUGGAGCAAAUAUUGUUCGACCAAACUCGGAGCAGCAUUUAAAUGAUAAUUUACAUGUUUUAAUUACUGUUGAAGAUUAUGAAAAUCGUGCUAAAGUUAGACUUGAAAAAGCCAGCGAAUGUAUUAGUAUAUUUCUACAGGAAAGUGUCAAAGCAUCGGAUAAGGAAGACAAAGUGAAAUCGAUGCAAUUAAUGGAAUUGUCCAUGCUUCGCAAAGCUUGGCCAAUAAAUUCCACUAAAUUAUCAAAAUCUAAUUUCCCAUCAAGAGGAAAUACACUUUUUGAUAAAUCAUUCGAUAUAGGUCAUAAUAGUAGAUACAUGUCUAGAUCGUAUACAUCACCAGCUUUACAACAUGAUCGAAACUUUCUACCUUUCUCACAUCCACACCGUCAAGAUCAUCCUCAAGAAAAUCAACAAGAACGGCAACAACAACAGUGUGUUGAUAUCUCGAAUGGUCAAUCACGUUGUAAUCCCAGUAGAUUUUCACAAUAUCAUCAUUAUCAAAAUAAUUUUGUAUUUCCAUCGCCUGGUACUUGUGAUCUGGAUGCUACAUUGUAUUUACAUAAUGACUCUGGUCGACAUGAUUUUACAGGAUAUUUGGGAUCGAGUUGUCAACAUAUACAAAAACAAACCCUAUCGAACACACCAAGUCUACCUAUCGCACCAUUAGCCGUCAGUUAUUGGUCAUGUACAUAUUCCAGUUUACCAUCUCCAGAUUAUGCUAUUCAACACUCAGAAAUGAAUCGCAACACUACUACUGUCAACACAAACAGUCGAAAACCAUUUCAUAAUCAUGAACAUUAUCCUUCGGACAAUGUCAUAUCUCAUAGUUUUAUGAACAGUUUACCACAAUCAAAUUAUACAACACCGUUUAUGAUUCAUUCACCGCGACAACAAUGUCCUCAGAGUAAUCACUAUUUACCAUUUCAUGGAAAUCAACUUGUUACACUGAAUAAUUUGACAAAUGAAGUGCGCAUUAACACUGUUAGUAACUUUCAUAGCAAUAAUCAAACACGUCGCUGUCGUCAUCAUCAAAAUGGUACCGCUAGUAGUGGUGUGUCCGUCGAAGAGUUUCAUAAAAACUCACAAAAGUAUUCAUCAGGCGAUGGAAGUGUUCUUCACCAUAAUCAAUCAGAAGAAUUUAUUCCCAAUAGUAUCAUUAUUGAUAAUAACAAUAAUAGUAAUGAUAAUAAUCAGAGUGAUGAUAUUAAUAAUAAUCAUCCACUUUCUAUGGGUGCGUUAAAACAGAAUACUGCCAAUGGAAUAAGGAAAUGUCAUUCUGAUCAGUGUAAUACUAUCAUUACAACAACAACAACAACUACUACCACUACUACUAGUAGUAGUAACAGUACUACUGCUUCUACUGAUCAUAUAAGUCAUCAUCAAAAACAGCGAUUCAAUUCGCAAGCAAGUACAAAUGAAAAUGUUGUCACUACCACUCAUAGCAGUCAUCAUUCGAUUCGUGCUUUUAACCCUACUGUUAUUGCUGAAGUAAAUCGUGAUAGUAAUAAUAAUGAUAACGAUGAUAAUAGCAGUAAAAGUACUAAUAAUCGUGUAAAUGAACAGAAACAACAGUAUCAACAUGAGUAUUAUGAUAGUUAUAUAACUGGGAUGGAAAAAGUUAACACUAUGCCUCAUGAUGUAUAUAAAAAGAAUAGUUUUAAGUCUAAGACUAAUCAUACUAAUGCCAUUACCAAUACUAAUACUUGUAUAAGUCAUAAUAAUGUCAUCAUUACACCAACUAUUAACUCUGUUACAAGUAGAAUUAAAACAAUUAAGCAAGAUAGAAAGUAUUUGAUUAAAAAUACUGAGGUUAAUAUAAUGAAAACUACUCCGUCUAACAGAAAAUUAUCUGAUUCCAAUUUAAAACCAAUUGGAUUAGUUACAGAUGAAAUAGAAUGGCCAAGACUUGGAGCUAGUGUGAAUUCACUUCAAAAAUCAGUUGUUAAUAAUUCACAAUCGUUAUCGUCUAAAUCAAAUAUUGUUAUGAAUGAUGAUGAUCGUGAUCAUGAUCAUGAUCAUGAUGAUAAUAAUCAAUCAAUCGAUAAUAUUAUCACAUAAUUCCAAGUUCAAUUCAUCAUCAUUAUUAAUAUUCAAAUUAACCGGGUUAAAAAUUAUCAAUAACAUUAUAAUAUUUUUAAUAUAAGUUUAAAUGUUUAUAAAAUUCAUGAUUGGUUGUUUAAUUCACUAUAUUUUAUUGAUUUUUUAUUUUUGUUACUUUUACCUUUGCUUCUUUAUUUUUCUCUUAUCUUUUAUUUUUCUGAAAAUGUUUUCUAAUUUUUUUUAAUGAUUAAAACUAUUUUACAAAAUAAAAGUGAUAACAUUGUUUUA
This is a messenger RNA of Schistosoma rodhaini, 4529 nucleotides long. The record is from the annotation of a GenBank genome assembly. Lineage: Eukaryota; Metazoa; Platyhelminthes; Trematoda; Strigeidida; Schistosomatidae.